Messenger RNA from Cuscuta epithymum, 2161 nucleotides. NCBI's taxonomy places the organism in Eukaryota, Viridiplantae, Streptophyta, Magnoliopsida, Solanales, Convolvulaceae. The record is from the annotation of a GenBank genome assembly.
CUUGAGUUAAGAGGCCCAGUGAACAAAAUUGCUGCAAUUCCUGCAAAUGUUUACUGUCAUCAGUUAUCCUCAAUGUUGGGUCAGCUUCAGCUCCACUCGCUCUCCGCCACUCUAUGUCUCCAAGACCACAAUUACCCCAGCUUUCAGGCGCCAGUCAGCCUCUCCACCGCCGCCUGCAAACGCCGGCGCCUCUUUCUGGUCUCCUCAUCCAACCACCCCCAUGAAAAUCACCAGAACGCCGAAACCAAGACUACCUCAAAAGAUGAAGUUGUUAUUACUCGGAAGCACAAUUCCAAAUCCACCGCUUUGCUCCUCCACUCCCUAUCGAUCAAGCACAACUCACACUACGAGCCGCCGCCUCGAUCCACGGAGGUGGCGGAGAAUGAAGGGUCUUCAUUAGAAGAUAAAGUGGAGCUUCUAGAAAUGUCACUGGUGAAAAAAAGAACCCCUCAGUUCCCAGGCUCAAUUACGGAUUUCCAUACCUCGUCUCCGCCUAUUCGGGUCCUGGUUGAUGACCGAAGUGGCAAUGAAGAUGAAGAAGACAUGCUUAUUAAAGCCCUAGAAAUACGCAGAAAAGUCACCACUGAAAUUUUCACGGAGGCGAUGAAAAGGAGGAAGUUCGGGCUUACUUAUGCAAGAAAUUUGGUGUCCAGAUUGUCUGAUUACAUAGAUCAUGUGAUGAUCCAGGCUGCUUCAAUGAAGCAAAUGCCUGAAUUCUCACAUUCAUCUUUCAAUCAUCGAGCUAGGGUAUACAUAGAUGAUUCCGAAGUCGUGCCAUUGAUAAGGUGGUUGAAACAAAAUGAAUUAUCAUUUCCUCAAAUCGGGAACAUUAUCUGUAAAUCAAGAGGAGAUGUCAUGCACAUAAGGAGGCUUGUCGAGUGGUUAAAUUCAGUUCACGUGAAGGGAAAAUUCAUAGCAGUUGCAAUGCUGAGAUCGGGGGGUAACAUUUUUAAUCGAAGCUUUGAUGAAUUGAAUGACAAUAUUGAGUAUUUGGAAAAAAACGGAGUGCGCAGGGACUGGAUGGGCUAUAUUAUCAGCAGGUGCCCUGAAAUAUUGUCAUUUAGCAUGGAAGAACUAAAAACUCGUACUGAAUUCUAUCUGAAUUUUGGAAUGAAUGAGAAGGAUUUUGGGACCAUGGUUUUUGACUAUCCUAAGGUGAUUGGCUACUUAAGUAUGGAAGAGAUGAACCAAAAGGUUGCAUAUCUAAAGGAGUUUGGCCUUAGUAAUGAAGAUGUUGGUAGAUUAAUUGCAUUCAAACCACAUUUGAUGGGUUGUAGCAUCGAGGAAAAGUUGAAACCUCUUGUGAAGUUCUUCUACUACCUUGGGAUUUCUAAAGAAGGAAUGAGAAAAAUUCUAGUCACCACGCCAAUAGUGUUCUGCAUUGACUUGGAGAACACCAUUGUGCCUAAGGUCCAGUUUUUGAGAGAUAUAGGAGUCCAGGAAGAUGCUAUUGGAGACGUGCUUGUCCAGUUCCCGCGGAUAAUGACAUAUAGUCUUGAGAAGAAAAUACGCCCAACGGUUAUAUUCCUCUUGACAAAAGCUGGAGUCUCCCAGAGAAAUAUUGGGAAGGUAUUAGCCUUAGCACCGAAGCUAUUGGGAUGCAACAUCACACAUAAAUUGGAUCUUAACGUGAAGUACUUUCUGUCACUCGGCAUACCCUUCUGGCAAUUGGGUGAAAUGAUUGCUGACUUUCCAUUGAUUCUCCAGUACAAUAUUGAAGUUCUUCGCCCUAAAUACCAAUACUUGCGGAGAACCAUGGUUCGCCCUCUAAGGGAUAUAAUUGAAUUCCCAAGGUAUUUCAGCUAUUCCCUUGAUAAAAAAAUAAUCCCAAGACAUAAAGUCCUGGUAGAGAACAAUAUAAAUUUUAAGCUGAGACAUAUGCUGGCAAGUACAGAUGAAGAAUUUGAUCUGAAGGUUAAAGAUGAAGUGAAAAGACGGCAGAGAUUUGAACGUGUCAACCAUUGUGACAAGCCGCUGCCGGUAGAUGCUUGUAUUAAUAUUAAUGAAACCAAUCAAUCUAAUUGUAACAUAGAAUCAGUAAGACAGUAACAAAUGUACAAGCCUGAAGUUUUCAAUAGCUGUGUAUAAAUGUGAAGUGUUUUCGCCUUCUAAUCUUCCCUAUUUUUACCAUUGCAUUGAACUACAAAAUACUGGAAUCGAA